CAUGUGUUUACACAUCAGUUCAUCUACCUGAACAAACAAAACUCACAGGGAGCUGGCAUUUUUCUUAAAUUUUUUUUCUUACUUACUAUUAUUGGUUUGCUUGAAAAGGUUGUGGAUAUCUACUGACACAGUGAGUUCUUUUCUGAGAUAAAGUUAAUCUGUACCAACAUGGACCACUCAAGUGAGAAGAAUAAAUCAGCCACCAAGAAAAAAGUAGCUGUAGUAGGAGGCGGCUUGGUUGGUGGCUUAAAUGCAUGCUUCUUUGCAAAAAGAGGAUUUGAGGUUGCAGUCUUUGAAUCUCGAGAAGAUAUUCGCCGUGCCAAAACAGUAAAGGGCAGGAGCAUAAAUCUAGCCCUCUCCCAUAGGGGACGCCAAGCUUUAAAACAUGUUGGAAUGGAAGACAAGAUUGUUUCCAAGGCCAUCCCAAUGCAUGCUCGUAUGAUCCACAGUGUGAAUGGAAAACGUUCUCCCAUACCAUAUGGAAAGAAAGGUCAGUACAUCCUUUCUGUAGGCAGAGCCAACCUCAAUAAAGAGCUGCUAACAGCGUCUGAAGCAUAUCCAAACACACAAUUGAACUUUAACCAUAAACUGCUUGACUGGAAUCCAGAAACAGGGACCAUGACCUUUCUUGGGCCUGAUGAUAAUGAAAAGGAGAUCCAGGCAGAUCUCAUAGUGGGCUGCGACGGUGCCUUCUCUGCCACUAGGAAGCAGUUUUUACGCCGCAGUCGCUUUAAUUACAGCCAGACCUACAUCCCCCAUGGAUACCUUGAGCUCACUAUGCCUCCAAAAAAUGGUGAUUUUGCAAUGGAGCCCAAUUUUCUUCAUAUCUGGCCCAGGAACACAUUUAUGAUGAUUGCUCUCCCGAACAUGGACAAGACCUUCACCUGUACACUCUUCAUGCCAUUUGAGGAAUUUGAGAAGAUUACCACAGACGAUGAGCUGAUGAACUUCUUUCAGAAAUACUUCCCAGAUUCCCUCCCACUCUUAGGAGUUGAAGCUCUAAAGAGGGACUUUUUCCAACUGCCUGCCCAGGCCAUGGUGUCAGUGAAGUGCUCUCCGUAUCAUUUGAACGACAAAUGUGUCUUAAUGGGGGAUGCUGCUCAUGCUGUGGUGCCAUUUUAUGGCCAGGGCAUGAAUGCAGGCUUUGAGGACUGCCUCGUUUUUGAUGAGAUUAUGGAUCAGUUUAAUGAAGAAUUCUCUGCUGUUCUCCCGGAGUUCACACGAAUUCGUGUACCUGAUGAUCACGCCAUAGCUGAUUUGGCUAUGUACAAUUAUAUAGAGAUGCGAGCGCAUGUGAACUCCAAGUACUUUCUGUUCCGUAAAUAUCUGGACAAUGCACUCCAUUAUAUCAUGCCGAGAACAAUAAUCCCAUUGUACACAAUGGUCACUUUUACCCGAACACGCUAUCAUGAAGCAGUGAUCCGCUGGCAAUGGCAGAACAAGGUGAUUACUCGGGGCCUGUUGCUUUGGGGGACAUUGUCUGUAGUGGGACUGACUUAUCUGCUAAUCAGAUACAUUCCCAAAAAGCCCAGCAUUACUGUGGAGCAGCUAUGGAGCAGACUUCUCACCCUUGUCUGGUUCCAAAAAUAUUUCAUUGUAGGAAAAUGGAAGGUCAUUUCAUGGUGUCUGCACAUGACUCGGGAUCAUUGAACUGAGAAUCCAGCAAAUGGAAGUGGAAAGAAGCUUAUAUAUGUAAAUACAAACUCUCUUUAUUGGUCUGUGCAGGCUGGUAGAAAUGUUUUCCUUUUCCACAUUGACCUCAUUAAAUCAUUCUGCUUUUUUAAAUAACUCUAACAAGUGAUGUUGAACAGAUAAUCCCUCUUGCAUAACAGUUCACAGUCACGUCAAAUCAAGUACCCGAUGAUUCGAUUUAGCUAAAGAACCGUGAUCGCUAAAUAUAGGCAGAGCUGUGAAUCACACACUGAUUGAAAACAAGUCAACAAAUAUGAGAAGUCUUUAUGUUGAAUGUGAACACUUCUGACCAUAAUGUUCACAUGAAAGGGGUCAUUUCACACAUGUACCUGUGUGAAGUGGCAGAGGGCUUUACUAUGUAUAUCAUGCAAAAUGAGAAAGCAUGAUGGAAUGGCAAAAAUCAGACCUUCUGCAACACAAUGGUGCUGAAUAAAUAUUUCACAUAUACAGUCCUCUCCGAAAGUAUUAUCAUGGCAAGGCAAUUCAAUUGUUUUUGCAAUAUACUAAAGACAUUUGGGUUUCAGAUAAAAGAUGAAUAUGAGAUGAUAGAUCAGAAUUUCAGCUUUCAUUUCCUGAUAAUUACAUCUAGAUGUGUUAAACAACUUAAACAUGACACCUUUGGUGGCAGAUCAUCCAAUUUUUAGGUGCGCAAAAGUAUUGGAACAGAUAGUCUUAAGGUAAAGUAAAUAACACUUAAAUUCUGAUUUAUCGUCUCAUAUUCAUCUUUUGAUCUCAAACCCAAAUGUCUUCAAGGUAUAGCAAAAACAAAAGAAUUGGCCGUGCCGUUCCAGUACUUUCAGAGUACUUGUGGUGGGGUCAAAGGGGUCGGACUUGAAUCACGUUGAUCUCUGAUGACUCACUACAUUUGGAGCUGACAUCCAGAGUGUCUGUGUCAUUGCUGGCAAUGAUGAAAACAAUGGAAGAGGAGUUGAACGUCACCCUUUUCUUAGGCCUGUCAUCACGGCUCUGUGACAUCACGAUGGGACGUACUGGUUGGCUGGAGCAGGUCAGGGGGUGGUCCUUAAUGCCACACUGCAGGUGGGCCAGGCGGGAACACAGCAAUUGCAACAUGCAACGCCGAAACUAGCAAAGAAUACACACACAUGCAGAAGGAUAAAGACACAUGACACACAAAACUAUAUCUUCUAUUAUAUAUUUUUUCAUUUAUUGACAUUCAUGACAUACUAAUGUCGAGACUGUAUGUACUGUAUGUGUCAUUGUAUUUCCCCAGGUCAUGAUUUCUUACUCAAAAGUAUAGGUCUAAAGUCUAGUGUCUUCACCUUCCUGCUCAUGAAGCCAUAUAUAAUUGGGUUAUAAGCUGUGCUGGACUUGGCGAAGACUGAGGGGAUGAUGGCAACAGUGGGCGAGACGACACUCUGCUUGCCAAAAGCUACCAGCAUGGAGACCACGGCAUAGGGUGUCCAGCACAGCAGAUAACAGAAAAUCAUCAACAGGAACAUGGUGGCCAACUUCUUCUCAUAGCGUAGGACCUUAAUGAUUUGCAAUGUCUGCAGAUCCUCAAUGGAGCGCAACUACAGUAAUAAAUGGAGAGAAAGGGAGAAAAGAUUCUCUUUAAUUUUAUUUCUCUUCACAGUGGAUAAUACUAACUAACAGUAAAAAUACAAUUCUACAUAUUUGUAUCUUAAAUGAAUUAAAUAUUGACACUUGAAAAUAAAAUGCAAUGGUACUGUGUUCCUGACACAGCUCAUUUGCAUUUACCACUUCUCACUUCUAUGCUAAGAAAAAAAUUAGCAGUGUAACAGCACCUGAAAAAACAGAAUCUACAGACAAAUUACAGAAAAGGUGAAUUAGGUGUGAAUUAAGUAAGGUGACAAGAAAAAGUUGUGACCAGGUGAUCAUGCACACCAAGCAUGUUGCACAGAGAAACUGCUUUUUAAACAUCUAUUAAACAUUGUGUUGGCUUGCUUUCUUCAUUUUUCAUAUUCUUUAAUUAAUACCAAUAAUAUAAAUGACUGGGCUUCACAAAAUGUUCUCAAUGGUUCUCCCUGCAAAGUUGAGAUUUAUAUUAGUUAGUCUUCCUAUGCAUAAAUUUACACAUACUCAGGAGCAUGAGUGGAUACAACCAUAUUUCCAAAAUUAUGGGAUUUUUAUGAAACCGAAUUUCUUGUGUAAAUGCUCCUACAAAUGAUUUACAAUAAAUCAGUCUGUAUCUAGCUUGAUAAA
This is a messenger RNA of Pangasianodon hypophthalmus (striped catfish), 3876 nucleotides long. RefSeq names its product kynurenine 3-monooxygenase. Gene Ontology annotation, cellular component: mitochondrial outer membrane. The transcript has 16 exons. Gene Ontology annotation, biological process: quinolinate biosynthetic process; L-tryptophan catabolic process; NAD+ metabolic process. Gene Ontology annotation, molecular function: NAD(P)H oxidase H2O2-forming activity; FAD binding; kynurenine 3-monooxygenase activity. The record is from RefSeq and is a predicted model, not a curated record. Bases 169 to 1650 code for a protein of 493 amino acids. NCBI's taxonomy places the organism in Eukaryota, Metazoa, Chordata, Actinopteri, Siluriformes, Pangasiidae.